AUGUGUCGAAAAAGUUACGAGGAUACGUUGGCAAGAAUCACAGCAUCGGGUGAUACAAUUGCUGCAACGUUAGCCAUUGGACGGGUAUAUGUAUGGUCGAAUGUGUCUCAGAAAGGAGUGCAAGACUCUGCUUUCAUUAUUCACUGGCACAAGGUUGCUCCUAGCAUAGCUUUGACUCAUUAUGGUGGUUUACUUUCUGCUGGAGCUGAAGGCGUUUUCUGUAAAUUCACGCUUACUGGCACGGGUCGACCGAGUAUGCUUCCGCGCCUUGCUGCUGCCGUGCGCGAUUUGGCUCUCUCUGACGAUGACAGUCACGUAGCGAUUGUACUAGAGGACAACUCAUUGCAUGUAGUUGUCACAUCAAGCGUGAAUAUACUUUCUACUUUGGAUACUGUAGCUACAUGCAAACGCUCCUUGAAUACUGUUUUCACUACAUCGACUUGUAGUGAUCCCACCGCGCCGAAUAUGUUGGUCAUGAAUGGCAAACCUGGUUCCUUGCAGUGGAUUGAUUGUGCUUCUUCAAGAACUGACCAUCAGGUGUGA
Molecule: messenger RNA, 543 nt
Organism: Cylicostephanus goldi
Lineage: Eukaryota; Metazoa; Nematoda; Chromadorea; Rhabditida; Strongylidae
Source: the annotation of a GenBank genome assembly